Cylindrotheca closterium is the source of this 927-nucleotide messenger RNA. Lineage: Eukaryota; Bacillariophyta; Bacillariophyceae; Bacillariales; Bacillariaceae. The record is from the annotation of a GenBank genome assembly.
AUGAACAAAGGAAUGGAAAUCAGUCUUGUACGAUCCCCAGUUUUCUCGCCGGGACAAAUCUUCAAGAGAUCAGUAGAGACCAAAUCAGAUGCCUCAACGUUGAGCGCGUCCUUUAGCAGUAGCGAGAGCGGAGUGCCUUCCUCCUCCUCUUCGUCACGGCUGUUGAACAACAAGAUUCUCUCGGUUAGCCAGCACAAGAAGAUAAACACGAAAGCUCAAUGCCUGAAAAGGCUCAAGAAGUAUGUCUCCCAGACUACCAUUAGGCCCAUCUCAGAUAUCACCAUAUUCCGAUUCGCAAACUUCUACAGAUUCGAUUACUAUGAUGCACUCGAAGCCCUGGAAGAUUACGACUCAAACAAACGCCUUCGCCUGCAAAUGGAAGGAGAUUUGUUGCUCCAAUUCCAAACCAAGACAAUAUUUCCGCUUCCCAAGAUGAAGACAAAGGACGGCAAAUGCGACGUUUUCUAUAUGCGGCCAAGUCGCUACAUUCCUUCCGAGAUGAAAACCUCAGAUCUCAUUGAUAACUUGUGCUUUGUUCUGAACGACCUCAGUCGAACCAAGAUACAAUGUCACAAUGGAGUUGCGUUCGUUGCCAACAUGAAUGAUUGGACCAUGAAGAACUUUUCUCAAGACUAUUGCUCUCAAUUCAUGCAAGCAUUGCAAGGAAAGAUGGUCCCAACCAAGGUCCAACUAUUUCUCAUUGUCAAUCCACCUUCGUGGUUUGGGCGUAUUUGGAAGCUUGUCAGGCCCAUGCUCUCCAGGUCGUUUGCAAAGAAGAUCCGAAUCAUCAAGGAAGAUCGAUUAGGAGAAUUCCUCAUGAAUGGAUACGAAGAGUACCUUCCAGAUGAGUUCCACUCUGGAUUGAAAGAUACGGACGAACUAUAUGAAGAUUACGAAGAUCUCAAGUUUUACCAUGACGAUCGAUGA